UUCCGCGCGAUGCCGUGCCCGUGCAAGCUGACGAUGGAGGGGUGGCCACGGCACGCCUCGCCUCACGCAGCAGGUCACGGUGGAGCCUCCUCUUGCUUGCUGCUGCCGUCGUCGGAUUCCGGCCGACUCGACUGGAGCAAAACGCGCUUCCGAAUUCGAUCGGGAGCGGCGCUCUGCUCGCGUCCGACUGGAGCACGGUCACCGCCUCGCCGGGAGAUAUAAGCUCCAUGGGGGGCGCUCGUGGUAGGCGAUCGCCUUCUUCCUUGCCCCCCAAUUUCUCCAUCCAAUCCUUCCUCCCCACUUCUCCAUCCACUCCAAAACCGAGCACAGGAGCUCGCGCCGCCACCCAUGGCCGCGCAGAUGCUCCGUCGGUGGAAGAGCUUCUACGGCGCCUUCGACCUCGUGGACGCCGCCAUCGAGGCCGCCGAUCCAGACCAAUUCUCACGCCACGUGUUCCGGCGCGCGAGGGGAGACCUGGUGGGACGGCUCUGCAGCGCCGCCGACGACGACCAGGCGGAGCGUAUCUGCGGGAUUCUCGACGACUUCAUGGGGGAGUCUCUCGAGACGCUGAGGCUGGUUCCAUCAACGCCAGGGGUGCCCAUCUCCACGGAACUCGCCGACUCUGUGUGCGCGCUGCGGGACGGGUGGGAGGCCUCCGUCCAGGUCACAGCAGCCAUGCCGAUGAAGAAGCUGCUGCAGCCCAAGGCGACCGUCGGCCAGCAGCAGCAGCAGCGUGUCUCCGCCGACCCUGACACGAAGACGAAGCGGCCUCCCAAGAUCGAGAAGAUGGAAGCCGCGAAGCGCAAGCUCCGCCAAGGUUACCAGGAAGCAGAGGAAGCCAAACGGCGGCGCAGGACGCAGUUGGUGCAGGCGACGCCCAAGACGAUGCAGCCAAUCAGGAGGUGUGGCAGCUCCAUGGUGAAGAAAACCUUGUCGAUCAGGACGCAGCUUCACAUGGCUUAAUUAGGUCUCUAGUCAAGAAAAUCCAUAGCUAGUGUCCUGGUCACAUACAACAUUAUAUGUAAUCCUUCUUCUCGAAUCUCGAACAUGCCAUACUACAGUUGUAACAGCUAACUAGAACUACUGCAAUGAAUGCAGUUGCUUGUACUAGCUCGUAUGCAUGUUAUGUAUGUGAUUGACAGAAGUUGAUGAAAUUAA
Molecule: messenger RNA, 1158 nt
Organism: Triticum aestivum (bread wheat)
Lineage: Eukaryota; Viridiplantae; Streptophyta; Magnoliopsida; Poales; Poaceae
Exons: 3
Coding region: 349-963 (204 amino acids)
Source: RefSeq, a predicted model, not a curated record